Molecule: messenger RNA, 2092 nt
Organism: Monodelphis domestica (gray short-tailed opossum)
Lineage: Eukaryota; Metazoa; Chordata; Mammalia; Didelphimorphia; Didelphidae
Source: RefSeq, a predicted model, not a curated record
AUUUAGAAUAUUUUUCAAAUGAUUAUUGAUAACUUUGAUUUCUUCAUCUGAAAACUGCUUAUUCAUAUCAUUUAACAUAUAUCAAUUGGGGAAUGACUUAUAUUCAUAUAAAUUGAUUUAACUCUUUUUAUUUUUAAAAAUAAGACCAUUGACAGAGAAAUUUGUUAUAAAAAUUUUUUCCUAGUUUGUUAUUUCCCUUCUAAUCUUGGUUGCAUUGGUUUUGUUUAUACAAAAAUGUUUUAAUUUAAUAUAAUCAAAAUUAUUCAUUUUAUAUCUUGAAAUGUUUUCUAUCUCUUGUUUCGUCAUAAAUUCUUCACUUCUUCAUUGAUCUGACAGGUAAACUAUUCUGUAUUCCCCAUAUUUACUUAUAAUAUCACCCUUUAUGUCUAAACCAUAUACCCAUUUUGAACUUAUUUUGGUAUAGAGUGUGAUAUGUUGAUCUAAACGUAAUUUUUGCGAUACUGUUUUCCAUUUUUCCAAGCAGUUUUUGUCAGAUACUGAGUUCUUAUUCCAGAAGCUGAGACCUUCAGAUUUAUUAGACACUAGAGCGCUGAAGUAAUUUACCCCUACUCUAAUUCCAUUGAUCUGCCCUUCUAUUUCUUAGUCAGUACCAGAUUGUUUUAAUGAUUUAUAGUAUGAUGCUUUGUAGUAUGGUUUAAGAUCUGCUGCAGGCUCCCCUCCCAGUAAGCAUGGCGAGCGGGUAAGAGCCAGCGGGGCUGGGGUCCAGGGUCAAGGCCAAUCUCCCCCCCCCAAAAGGGUCUGGCCGGCUCUCCCAAGGUCUCUGGCUGCUCCAGGUCUAGCAGCCUCUGGCUAGCCUCCUUCCCCAGGCACCGGACUCUUCCCUCCUCAGCCCACCUCCUGCCCCUCCCUCAAUUGUCCUUUGGGACCCUCAGAGGAAAUGGGGGUGCCUCUUUGGUCAGACAGCCGCUGGCUGGAAUCUCCCCCUUACUCCAGCCUUGGGGACUGGGCAGCAGGUUGCUAGGGCUUCAGUUUUGCCCUCUGUAAAACGGGCAUCAUAAGGCUUGUGCAAGAAGAUCUGAUUGUGUAAAAGGAGUAUGGCAGAGACAGGUGCAAUGAUGGGGGGCGGCAGCAGGGGCCCUCCAGCUUACAGGCUGGUUUUAAAUCACAAACUCUCAAAACUCUUCAACCAACUGUGGGAUGCUGACCUAAACCUUUUGGGGCCUGGCAGAGACUAUGCCAUCUCCCUGCAGGGGAAGGCAGACUUUGUUCCCCAAGGGAUCCACAAGGCCCCUGAUCAUGCUUCGCAGGCACUCUUCCUCUGGGUGAAUGAGGGUCGGUUGCAAAGCACUAAGACCUUUGCAGGGGUAGCAGAAAAUUUGACUUUGGAGGAAGAAGCUGAAAACAACCGAUUUUUGGAUGCCAUCUUGGAGACCGAAGUGAUGAACCUUGCGCAUCAGUAUCUGGUGUGGAAAAACUUAUCUAAGCCCAGCCAGAGGGAUUUCAAGGCUCAGCUCUACAGCAUCUGGUUCCAGCUGUACACUCGGGAUGGACGCCAAGGGCCUGAUUCUUGUGGUUUUGAGCAUGUGUUUGUGGGUGAGACCCGGCAAGGCCAGGAAAUCCUGGGCUUCCAUAACUGGGUCCAGUUCUACCUGCAGGAGAAGCGGGGCAACAUCGAUUACAAGGGCUACGUGGCCAGGCAGCACAAGAGCCGGCCUGAUGAAGAUGACCAGGUGCUGAACCUUCAGUUCAGCUGGAAGGGAUUGGUGAAACCUGUGGGCAGCACCUUCUUGGGUGUGAGCCCUGAGUUCGAGUUUGCCCUCUUCACCAUUGUGUUCCUGCAGUCCCAGGAGAAGGUCACUAGGGUGCUUGUCGGCAUCGAGGAGUAUGAGCUCCAAAUUGUGGUCUACCACCAGGGCCACCAUAUUGGUUCUGCCUACCCCAAACUGUUCAGCAGCAACAAUGAGGAUCUGUACUAAAACUUGCCCUGGCUGGGCUGGGCUGGGGCCCCCAACCUGGAGGGAUGGUGGGUAAAUCCUUCUUGGUCAAAGCCUUUGGUUAGGAUUAGAAUAGAGAGGAACAGAAGCUGUUGUCUUGUAGGGUAGAAAUGGGGCUCUGCUGCUUGGGAACAAGA